AUGGAGGAUUUAUCACAAUCCGAGAUAAUGACGCAGCUGCGUUCUACGAUGAAAGUAUUCGAGUCUCUUCGAAAUGAACACAAGGCUACCCUAGAGGACUUACUAAAUGGAGGCGGGUCGAACGGCCAACCAAAGUCGCCGAAAAUCGAAUCGUUAGAAUGUUUCGUAGAGAAGAUUGAACAGGCUCUUGGAGACGGAAAUGAACUCAUUGUUGUAUCCGAUUACGUUCAAAGUGCUGAGGCCGAAAAGCAGAGGCUGAAGGCGCAGAGCAAACGUCUCUUGCUGGAGAAUGCGUGGUUGAGGGAAGAACUAGCAACUGUGCAGGGCUUAUAUCGUCAGAGUGAGGUUAAAGUUGUGAAUCUCGAAGAAGAGAUCAAACACCUAAAAUUCGUAAAUGAAAUUAGUAAGUACGACUCACCUGACCAGAGUGGCCUGCCUGGUAAUGAUGCUGGAGCCAAAGACGACAAAACAUUGAACCUCGACGAGAAGGAUGAACAUGAUCAAGAUGUUAUGUCCUCAAGUCAGACAACUGUGAUGUCCCAAAUCAUUAGCAACUACGAAAUCCCAGCAAGGUUGCGUACACUGCACAACCUGGUCAUUCAGUAUGCUGGUGAGGGCCGUUACGAGGUCGCGGUUCCCCUUUGCAAACAGGCACUGGAGGAUCUGGAGCGAUCAAGUGGUCGUGACCAUCCAGAUGUUGCGACCAUGCUUAAUAUACUCGCUCUUGUCUACAGAGACCAAGGAAAGUACAAGGAUGCAGCGGCUCUUCUGAACGAAGCUUUAGUUAUUCGUGAAAAGCAUUUAGGCCCUGAUCACCCAGCCGUUGCCGCCACAUUGAACAACUUAGCAGUUCUUUAUGGUAAGCGUGGCAAGUAUAAGGAAGCGGAGCCGCUUUGCAAACGGGCUUUGGAAAUAAGGGAAAAGGUCCUUGGGUCUGAUCAUCCUGAUGUUGCCAAACAGCUGAAUAACUUGGCCCUUCUAUGUCAAAAUCAGGGCAAAUAUGCGGAGGUAAAGAUUUGUUCAAUGUUUCAUGCCAACAUCCCCAUCUCCUGCUUUUCUAAGUGA
Molecule: messenger RNA, 1065 nt
Organism: Mesocestoides corti
Lineage: Eukaryota; Metazoa; Platyhelminthes; Cestoda; Cyclophyllidea; Mesocestoididae
Source: the annotation of a GenBank genome assembly